GCUCCGGGGGACCCCUCUGCGGAUCAAAGGCGGUGGGCCUGACUAGGAUUUGUUGACAUGUCGACGAAUGCGAGACUGACGCGAUUCAAAAUGGAGCACGGCGCCCUGGCUCAGGAGCUCGAGCCAGGCGGUGAGAAUUCUUAUUUCAACGUCGACGGGGUGGAGCGAGGAGUGAGCAGAUGUGCGAGUUGGGACAUCUUUCUCCUCCUUCAACACCACCUCCUUUAGUUUUGCCCGUCAUUGUGGUGCGCCUCCGCAAAGAUGGAACUCGACACACUCUUCAGCAUCGCGGCCUUCUUCGCGGGCCUGUCGCUGCUCGAGCGCGGCGCCAAGCUCUUCGUGGGGAGCACCACCACCCUGGCCAAGCGCCUGCGCUUGCCCGAGGUCCUCGUGGCCAUCCUCAUCGCCGGUGCCGAGUGGGAAGAACUGGCCGUUGUUACCCUCAGUAUCGCACAGCAGCGUCCCGCCCUGGCCGUGGGAAAUGUCAUUGGCAGCUCGGUGGCCAACCUCCUGGGCGCCUUCGCCCUGGGCCUCGUCUUCUCUGCCGGCGCCUGGGACGGCUUCGACAGGACCGCGAAGCUGGCCACCCGCGGGCUUCUGGGCUUCACGACGUUCGUGUGGCUCUUUGCUCUGGCACACCUCAUGUGGAACCGUAUCGUAGCGACUCUGCUCCUCAUCUGCUUCGCGGCAUAUCUGGCCGUCGUCCUGUGGACCAUCUGGCAGGCAAUGUUCUUCACCGAGGAACACGACAGAGACGACGUCGAGGCUGCCCACGAUGAUGCUGCCUCAUCGAGCUCGUCCUCAUCCUCCUCUUCUUCCGAAAGCGGCCACAAUCACGGCCACUUCUUUGACCGUCACCGUCACUUUGUGGACCGCCACUUUCUGCACCGCCGCCCCCAAGAUGGGCCGGAUGAGACCACCACCCUGCUCGGCAUCCCGGCGCCCGAGUAUAGCCCCAAGCAGUUCCACCACACUCUCACUCCAUUCCUCCAGGUCCUGGCCGGUUUCGCCGCCCUCACAGUGAGCGGCUUCAUCCUGUCCCGCACCUCGAUCCAGCUCGCCUCGGCCCUGAACAUGUCCGAUAGCGCGUUCGGCGCCACCUUCCUGUCACUCGCCACGACGCUUCCGGAGAAGUUCCUGGCGGUCAUGAGCAGCUCCAAGGGCAAGUCAGGCCUCAUGGUUGCAGACGCUGUCGGUAGCAACAUGUUCCUGCUUACGCUGUGCCUCGGCAUUGCGUCGUGGAGCAUCGCCAGCCACCACUGGCACCAGCACGACGCCGACGAGGACGAAGGUUUCGAGUUUGUGGACAUUGCCCGCAUCGAGGCUUGGUGGCUCUGGAUGGCCACCAUCACCCUGGCUGUUAUCGUCAACUUCGGCGGCAAGCUGUUCUGCAAGUUCGCCGCUGUCAGACACGUGGUUGGUAUCCUGAUGCUGAUGGGCUAUGGUGGUUUCCUAGCCAUCGAGUUCACUAUCCUGCGGGAGGAGUAAGGCCAAGGGUCAAGUUUUGGGCUAACCCAUCGGCUUGGAAAAAGCCAGGAUGGCACCGUGUGGUGUACGAAUCAGGUAUCACUGCCCCAGUCGAGCGUAUUGGUGGCUCGUGAGGAAACAACUCUUGUCUUGCCAGCCGAGUUACAAGACAUCCGGCGUAGUAUAUAGUUCCGGCGGCCGCAUGGAAGCUUCCAACGCUCCUGCAGGGCUGUCGAUAUGUUGGCAUCGCUAUCUGCUACUUCUGAAUGGUUCAUAU
Molecule: messenger RNA, 1744 nt
Organism: Diaporthe batatas
Lineage: Eukaryota; Fungi; Ascomycota; Sordariomycetes; Diaporthales; Diaporthaceae
Exons: 1
Coding region: 262-1488 (408 amino acids)
Biological process (GO): intracellular calcium ion homeostasis; calcium ion transmembrane transport
Cellular component (GO): membrane
Molecular function (GO): calcium channel activity; calcium, potassium:sodium antiporter activity
Source: RefSeq, a predicted model, not a curated record